AUGUUGACUGAGACUUUGAAAACAAAGGCCUUAGAUAAUUUUGUUCCCACGGAUGGUCCAGUUAGGGUAGUGGUUGCUACCAAAGCCCUAGGAAUGGGGGUAAACAUCCCAAAUGUAGAAAGAGUAUGCCCUUUUGGCAUACCGGAUACCAUAGAAAAAUACAUUCAGGAAAUUGGGCGGGCAGGACGAGAUGGGGGGAAAAUCUACGGUAUAUUGUAUUUGAAGUCCUACCAUUUGGCGCAUUGUGAUGAUAGCAUGAAAGCAUUCACCAACAAUCCAGAAACCAAAUGCAGACGUGAGAUGGUGGCAAAGCAUGCAAAAGUUUCCCCAUUACAUGACUGUUGUGACGUGUGCACUGAAAAGUGUGAUUUUUCCCCGUCCUCUUGCAAAGAAGGUCCUUACAUGGCCCAACCUACUAUAACUGAAUGCAAUGCUCCAAUGAGAACUGUAGGGAAUGAUGAAGGGCAGCUUUUGUGUGAGAUUUUGCAUGAAUUGAAAUACUCCAUAAAUGCCUCUGGCUCAAUAUUUGGGUCGAACAAUUUAUUGGCAAGGACAGAUGACAAUUUAAUAAAAGAACUGGUGAACAGUUGUGAAUACAUCUUCACUACUUCUUACCUGACGCAUACCUUUGCAAUAUUUAAUAGUGACACUGCCCAACAAAUUCUUACUGUGUUCACGUACGUGUUUGGGAAUAUAGAGGAGGUAGAAUUUGUAACCGCUGUGGAAAUGCCAAAGAUUGAGGAGGAUGGUCCUCUUUACCUUAAUCACUGUUACUCUGAAGAUGAGGAGGAAAUCCUUUCUCCAGACGAGAUAAGUUAUGAUUUUGAUUAUUAA
Porites lobata is the source of this 834-nucleotide messenger RNA. NCBI's taxonomy places the organism in Eukaryota, Metazoa, Cnidaria, Anthozoa, Scleractinia, Poritidae. The record is from the annotation of a GenBank genome assembly.